Molecule: messenger RNA, 1728 nt
Organism: Thermothelomyces thermophilus ATCC 42464
Lineage: Eukaryota; Fungi; Ascomycota; Sordariomycetes; Sordariales; Chaetomiaceae
Exons: 5
Coding region: 1-1728 (575 amino acids)
Source: RefSeq, a predicted model, not a curated record
AUGCCGCUCAGGAUCGACAUUUCCGACGUCGCCAUUGAGAAGACCGAAGCAAUUCACCAACUCCACGUUUGGGGCGUCAAGACCUCGCGAUGGAAGAACAACUGUAUCAAAACUCCGCUCAACUCUCGCCCCAGUCCCAACCAUCGACGCGCGGCCGUGAUGCACUCGGAAGCACCCAGCCUCGAUCUCGUCUGGGCAGAGAUCAGGGAUGACCACAUUCUCGAGCUCGCCGUUAUAAAUCCCGCCAUGGAGGACAAUGACCUUCUAAACAAGCUCGGGCAUGGCAUCGCUAUUGGCUUCUCUCCUACGAUGAUGGACCCGGAUUCGGUCGUCGACACCAAAUGGCGCAACCAAGCGCUGACAGACAUAUUAGGGCCGGGCCAUAAGGUACUGUGGCCAGGACCUGUCAUCUUCUUCUCGUACGGAUAUGACGUGAGCGACUAUGUUAAAGUCGGUCCGAACCAGCCAGACGUCGCAAAGCACAACCGUUUCAGAUCACUGUGGGAGACCGAUCAUGGAAAGGGAAAUGACAUGCAAAACGAAGGCAACGACUCGUGCUCGGUAGGCGAGAUGGUAUGGAAGUGGAAAGUCAAGGAACGCGGCACAUCCAUGAGGGUCCUCGACCUGAGCCGCCGCGACCUCAGCGCAAUUCUUGACUACACCGCCUACUCGCAGCUGAACCCCAUUCCCUCCAGUUCCAUGUUUGCCGGAAGCAAUGCCUUUCAUUGCGUUCACGUCCUGGACCUCAACAACCCAGGCUACAGCCUUAAAAACCUCUGGACGGAGAUUGACCCAGCCGCCCCCCUGAUUGCGAGCAAGAUACCAAGAGGGGUGCUCACCUUUCAGAACCCCCGAGGUGAUAAUCUCAGUUUCUACUUUGUGGGCCUCCCCACCUGGCCAAAUCCCCUCCAAGCCAUGCUGGGAGCUUUUGCCGUUGGCCUGCCAUGGCUGAUCCACUAUUCGAUGGACAUAAACCCGCCCUUUCGCGGCAACAUGCCUCGCGCCACCCGCUGGCCUCUGGCGGACCUCCUCUGGUCGAUAGACUUCCCCAGCCACGACUCCGCAAACAGGGCAAUGUUAGAAGCAGCAACGAAAGCCGACGCCGACCCCUACACGGGCGAAGACAGAGACGUCCAACAGGCAUCAGCGCCCUCACUACGGCCACCAGGAGGAAGGGGAAGUGACACCACCGACGCCGCACCGCUCCUCCACAUCUACCGCCCUACGCACGCCUGCGACUCGAUCACUGUGGUGCACGCGCUGGGCGCCGAGCUGCGGCCCGACCACGUGCGCGCCCUAUACAAGUACCUGCGGCACACGCGGCCGACUCUCUGGUCGCGGCACGGCGCCGACGGCUUCGAAAACUAUUGGCAUGUGUACGCGCGUGUCCACCUCCGCGGGGAGGCGGCGACGACGGCAGCUGCCGAAUCCCCGUACGCUAUCACGCGGCGGGCAGAGGAGAAGGUGCAAGAAAAACAGGAGCGGAAGGGGAAGGGAAAACAAGAGGUUGGUGAUGAAAGGAACGGCGGGGGAUGGCGGAACGAUCCCAUGCUCGCCCGCAUCAUGGCACAUAUGACGCUGGAGCGGUUCACUGGCGAGGACGCGGUGAAGUCCGGGGAGCGCCGGGCGCAGAUCGAGAGAAGAAGGCGCGCUCUUUUGAAGGUCAUUGAAUGGUGGCGGACCAAGGGACCAGGGAGGGAAGGGCCACCGGCUGAGGGUGGUCACUGA